AUGGGUGGAAUACCCGCUGGACAGCGGUCUGUUGCAGUAGGAGGAGGCUCGGAAUGGCACUGGAACAAGCAUGAGAGGGAUGGUUCAGAGGCCAGCGCCGUCUGUCGCUUGUGCUGUCCAGGCCAGCCUGAGCGAGAGCAUGGUGAAUACUAA
Molecule: messenger RNA, 153 nt
Organism: Colletotrichum destructivum
Lineage: Eukaryota; Fungi; Ascomycota; Sordariomycetes; Glomerellales; Glomerellaceae
Exons: 1
Coding region: 1-153 (50 amino acids)
Source: RefSeq, a predicted model, not a curated record